Molecule: messenger RNA, 3845 nt
Organism: Sebastes umbrosus (honeycomb rockfish)
Lineage: Eukaryota; Metazoa; Chordata; Actinopteri; Perciformes; Sebastidae
Product: double-stranded RNA-specific editase 1-like
Exons: 11
Coding region: 259-2343 (694 amino acids)
Biological process (GO): adenosine to inosine editing; RNA processing
Cellular component (GO): cytoplasm; nucleolus
Molecular function (GO): double-stranded RNA binding; double-stranded RNA adenosine deaminase activity; tRNA-specific adenosine deaminase activity
Source: RefSeq, a predicted model, not a curated record
CCUCCUCCACUCCAUCAGGACCAGGACCAGGACCAGGAGCUGGACCAGGAGCAGGAGCUGGAUCAGGAGCUGGAGCUGGAGCUGUGCCACCUGUACCUAGACCUCCACCCCCCUCUGACCGGAACCUCCUUUACACCAGCACAAUAUUGGUGAAGUCCUUCCAGACCCUGAAGAAGACAUAAACCAGGUCGAGUGGGAGAUCGGCCAUCUCGAAAUCAACAGAGGCUGCUCACCGUAGAGGGGGGCCAAGUCAAAAGCAUGAGUUCAUGCAGCACAGAUGUUAAGGAAAAUCGGAACUUGGACAACCUCUUCUCCAAAGGGGGGGUUGCAGCUGAGGCUGCUCAACUCCCCAAUGGGAGUGCUGGGGGUGGGAGGAAACGUCCCUUAGAGGAGGGCAAUAAUGGGCAUGCACAUUCCAAGUACAGGCCCAAGAAACGUAAGAAAAUCCCUGGGCCCAUUCUGCCUAAGAAUGCUCUAAUGCAGCUGAAUGAGAUCAAGCCAGGGCUGCAGUACAAACUGCUGUCUCAGACCGGGCCGGUCCAUGCACCCGUCUUCGUGAUGACUGUGGAGGUCAACGGGCAGCUCUUCGAGGGUUCUGGUCCGACCAAGAAGAAGGCCAAGCUGAACGCAGCCGAGAAGGCCCUGCGCUCCUUCGUCCAGUUCCCCAACGCAUCUGAAGCCCACAUGGCCAUGGGCCGGACUCUGUCCGUCCACACGGACUUCACCUCGGACCAGGCUGACUUUCCGGACAUGCUUUUUAAUGCCUUUGAGACAUCCACUCCUGUAGAUGACCCGUUUUACCUCGCAUCUAACAGUAACGGUUCCUUCAGCUCACUGGGAAUAGAGUACCCGUUGCUACCCUCCCCUGUCCCAAACCUGGUCCAGGCCCCCUUACCUACAGCCCCCUCCACCUUCAUCUCCCCUACGAGCGGCAAGAACCCGGUCAUGAUCCUCAACGAGCUGCGACCAGGCCUCAAGUAUGACUUUGUGUCAGAGAGCGGGGAGAGCCACGCCAAGAACUUUGUCAUGUCAGUGACAGUAGAUGCUCAGAACUUCCAGGGUUCUGGGCGGAACAAGAAGCUGGCCAAGGCCCGGGCUGCCCAGGCUGCUCUGUCUGCUCUGUUUAACAUGCAGCUGGAUCAGGCUCCAUCAAGACAGCCUAUACCCAGAGAGGGACUGCAGCUCCACCUGCCACAGGUCCUGGCAGACGCCGUCACUCGCCUGGUCGUCGACAAGUUCAGCGAACUGACGGACAACUUCACCUCUCCACACGCUCGACGGAAAGUACUGGCAGGUGUCGUCAUGACAACAGGUUCCGAUGUGAAGGAGGCCCAGGUCAUCUGUGUGUCCACAGGGACUAAGUGCAUCAAUGGUGAAUACAUGAGCGACAGAGGUUUGGCCCUCAAUGACUGCCAUGCUGAGAUUGUGGCUCGCCGUUCACUCAUCAGGUACCUGUACUCGCAGCUGGAGCAUUUCCUCAGUAACCAAGAAGAGGAGCAGCAGAGAUCCGUCUUUACCAGGUGUGACAACAGACAAGGCUUCAUGCUGAAGGAAAACGUCCAGUUCCACCUGUACAUCAGCACCUCCCCCUGUGGAGACGCCCGCAUCUUCUCUCCUCAUGAAGCUGGAAUGGAGGAUCAGGGGGACAGACACCCGAACAGAAAAGCUCGUGGGCAGCUCCGCACUAAAAUAGAGUCUGGUGAAGGAACCAUCCCGGUACGCUCCAGUAACACCAUUCAGACGUGGGACGGGGUUCUUCAGGGGGAGAGGCUGCUCACCAUGUCCUGCAGUGACAAGAUAGCCAGGUGGAACGUGGUCGGGUUCCAGGGCUCUCUGAUGAGCUACUUCACCGAGGCCAUCUACUUCUCCAGCAUCAUUCUGGGCAGCCUGUACCACGGCGACCACCUCUCCAGAGCCAUGUACCAGAGGAUCACUGAGAUCGAGGACCUGCCGCAGUCCUUCAACUUGAACCGACCACUGCUCAGCGGAAUAAGUAACUCAGAGGCUCGUCAGCCAGGAAAAGCACCCAACUUCAGUGUGAACUGGACGGUGGGAGACCAGGGUUUAGAGGUGAUCAACGCCACCACGGGGAAAGAUGAUCUGGGUCGACCCUCCAGGCUCUGUAAACACGCCCUCUACAGCCGCUGGAUGCGCCUGCACUGCAAGCUCUGCUCCACCCUCCGGAUCAGAACAGUGAGGCCCGGCAGCUACCACGAGGCCAAGCAGGCGGCGGCGGAGUACCACGGCGCCAAACAGACGCUCUUCAGAGCCUUCCACAAAGCCGGGCUGGGCGCCUGGGUGAAGAAACCGAUAGAGCAGGACCAGUUUGCUCUCACCACCUGAGCUGGCACUGGUAGACUGCUUGCUUUAUUUCCUGGGUCAGUUUCAGUGGUGGAAUAGUUUCCCUCUGGAUCGUCAUGGACUGGAUGGACUGGUUUCACUGGGAACAGAGAGGCGCCACAUCCAGAUGUCAGAGUCCAUGGAGGUAACAUUCCACGGUCAUUUUUAUAGCCUCCUGCUACUCAGCCAGCACAUUAAAAAAGAGGAUUACUCCGUCAGAUAUGCAACUUUAUACAAAGGACAGAUGUAAAAACAGACUUUGGGAAUGGAAACUUGUAAUUGUUAGUUUCAGUGGUUUAUAUCAGAAUAGUGAUGUAUUCAUUUUGCAUGUGUGAUUAUACCAAAUCCGUAGGAAGUCAACAGUAAAAGGUUUGUUAUCAUGUAACAGUGUUGUGAUAACUUGAGAAUGUCCUUCUGCAGUUUGUAAAACUGUCUUUUCUCCGCUUUGCUGCAAAUCUGAGGUCACAAAGAUAUUUCCUUUCAUUUCCAGCUGAGAAUACGCACACAGAAAAGACUUUAGUCAUCCACAGCUCAAAGACAGCUUUACUCUGAGGUGUUUUCUUUGUCGGUGGUGGUGCAGACAAAACGGGCCCACAGUCCUGCCGCGUUGGGUCGCUUAAUAUGGUGGACUGGCCUGUGCUAUACUGUCAAUGUGUCGGUCCAGACUGUGUGUCUGUGGCAUCACUCACAGACAUCUUUUAAAGGCUGCUGUCUUGCCGGGAAAUCCAAAUUUGGUCAAAGGGGAGGAAGCCAGUGUGCACCUGAUGAGAGGCGAAGUGACCAUCAGGGCUGACUGUGGUAGGAUGACACACCUGCCAAUCAAAGAAAUACGACAUUGUUGCGUUAAAGCUAGACGUGGCCUCUUAGGUCUCUACUGUCCCUCUUCCACUUUGAGUCCGGACCAAGCUUGCGUCCGUGGUUGCUGCCAAAUUGGUUUGCCUGAAGUUCAAGUUGAUGUUUUAUAUAGUUGUCUCAGCACAGUAGCGCCUGUGUGUACUUUUGGAUCCUGAUCUCACCUCACUUGAAUGAACAUUUUAAAGGGGCUCUAUGUAAGAAUCAGAAAUGUCUUGUUAACGGUGACACCUGUGGCCGUUAAGUCAACGAAAGUCAGCGUCCUGUUGCUUUCACUUGUGCUCGCACUAUGUAGACGUGAGCGAGCAUCGGUUACAACAGAUCACCACAAUAUCACUAUAUACUUCACAUGCUUGGCAGUAAUGUUGGCUAACCUGUCCAAUAGGAAUUUGCCAGUUCGUGGUCCGUUUUUCAUAACCAGACAAAGGUCCCUCCGUGAAUCGAAGACCCGGCCAAUGUUGAUCCUAAUUUUGAUUCCUGUUUUGCAAGACGGGCUUCACUAGAUAUAACUUUGUUUUUUGUGUGCUUCCGUGGAGUUUCUGUUGAGUUGUGCGCAUGACGUCACAUCCAUUGAAUUUUCCAAGAAAACCGGCCCGCAUUUUUCACAUUAAAAGCAGUCUUACAACCAGUUCACACAUUGUCUAUAAAAAAAA